Pyrgilauda ruficollis (rufous-necked snowfinch) is the source of this 323-nucleotide messenger RNA. Its product is annotated as adenylate cyclase type 3-like. Gene Ontology annotation, biological process: cAMP biosynthetic process; intracellular signal transduction; adenylate cyclase-activating G protein-coupled receptor signaling pathway. Lineage: Eukaryota; Metazoa; Chordata; Aves; Passeriformes; Passeridae. The transcript has 3 exons. The record is from RefSeq and is a predicted model, not a curated record. The annotation marks the transcript as partial. Gene Ontology annotation, molecular function: adenylate cyclase activity.
GUCGGGACCGAGUUUGCAGGGCCACAUCCGGGAUUUUUUCCCGCAGCAUCCUCUUCGCCGACAUCGUGGGCUUCACGCAGCUCUCGUCGUCCUGCAGCGCCCAGGAGCUCGUCAAGCUCCUCAACGAGCUCUUCGCCCGCUUCGACAAGCUGGCCGCCAAGCACCACCAGCUGCGGAUCAAGAUCCUGGGGGAUUGCUACUACUGCAUCUGCGGGCUGCCGGAAUUCCGGGAGGACCACGCCGUGUGCUCCAUCCGGAUGGGGCUGGCCAUGGUGGAGGCCAUCGCCUCGGUGCGGGAGCGGACGUGCACGGCGGUGGACAUU